This is a messenger RNA of Cordyceps fumosorosea ARSEF 2679, 1104 nucleotides long. RefSeq lists its product as hypothetical. The record is from RefSeq and is a predicted model, not a curated record. The coding region runs from base 1 to 1104 and encodes 367 amino acids. Lineage: Eukaryota; Fungi; Ascomycota; Sordariomycetes; Hypocreales; Cordycipitaceae. The transcript has a single exon.
AUGUGGGAGUUCAUCUACUCCAUCAGCAUCGCCCUCUACCUCGUCGGCAACUACGUAGAGUGGAGGGACAGCAUCUUCACCCUCGUCUACGACGCCUCCUCGCUGUGGCUGUGGCUGUCCUCCCGUCGGCAGAUCGGCGACGGCGGUGCAUCUUUCUCGUCGUCGCGGGCGACGACGAGGAAGCGGGCGCUGGCGGACCACCACAACUCGACGGCCAUGUGGACGCCUCCCGGCUCGUCCGAGAUGAAGCUGCGGACCAGGGCGCUGUUCGCGCUCGGCCCCGUCGCCGCGCUGCCCUACCGGACCUACCAGGGGACUCAGGUGCACAGCCACCUGCGGUACAUGACCGGCCUCCCGCCGCCCGCGUCCUCGCCCGAGGCGCUCGUCUCCAUGAGCCUGCACACGCCGCUCUCCUUUGCCCGGGUCGUCCGCGACUUUGUCGCCCUCAAGUGCAGCGAGAACGGAAGCGGCGGUGACCACGACGGGCACCGGUUCUUCGUCUUCCACCCGGACACCGCCUGGGUGGGCGCCUUCCAGCGGCUGCACGACGUCGAGGGCCCGCUGCCGCCCGAGUUCGCGGGCGUCGCGCACAACCUGUUCGUGCUCGCGCGCUGGAUGCUGUGCGAGCGCGUCGCGCUGGUCCAGGCGCUGGGCGACGACGCCGGCCGCCGUGUGCGCUUCCACGUGCUCGUCCCGACCACGGAGACGCUCGUCGUCCCGCAGCCGUUCUGCCUGGUCGAGGCGCUGCUGCCGCUGACCAUCGAGGGGCCCAUCAGCAAGGGACAUCCGCUGGUGUGGUUCGCCGUCGCCGCCGCCGGGUCGUCCACGGCGGCGCCGAUCAUGCGAGACGUCGGCGCGAUCCCGCCGCCGUGCCCCGAGGUGGCCGAGGGCAAGGCCUUCGUCGCCAUGUGUCUGCUCUGGAUAGCGGCCUCUCCUCUGCUCCUGGCCGUCUGCAAGAUGCUCUGCUUCGCGCAGCUGCCGUUCUACGUGGCGCUCGCCAUGUCGCUGCUGUUUCACGGCUUUGCGCUGAAUCUGACACUCUGGCUGAAGCGGCAUGUGUGCGAGUAUUAUAUGCGAGAAGACGCCCCCAUGAUGCUUGGGUAG